AUGGCGGCGCGGGGCACCGAAGCCGAGGCCCUCUUCGAGACGCACACAGCGGCCGAGCUGCGGGAGGUGGAACGGCGGCUGCGGGCCGGCAUCGAACAGAAGCGGGAGGAGCUGCGGCAGAUGGUGGGCGAACGGUACCGCGACCUGAUCGAAGCGGCGGACACUAUCGCCGAGAUGCGGCUCAGCGCCGAGCGCCUGUUGGGUGCCGUGCGGGGCCUGCAACGGGGCGGAGCGGUCCGGUCUGGCCCCGCAGCGCCGGCUCGGCCGCCUGUUCAGGACAUUCUACCGGGCAGCGGCGCAGCUGAAGCUGCUGCUGGACGUCCCCGAGAAGGUGUGGGGUGCCGUGGAGGCCGGCCGGUACCUGCCCGCUGCUCGCCUCCACCUGCUCGGUGGCCACCUCCGCCGGCAGCUGCAGCUCGAUGUGCCCCGUGCCCGCAGCAGCCCCAUCCUCGCCCGCUUCCCAUCCUGCUGCGGCAAGUGGCCGCCGCCAGCCACCUCAGAUCCACCAUCCUGCAGGAGAGCAAGUCCCUGCUGAAGAACCAGACUGUGUCAGACCAGGCAGUGGCAGAAGCACUGUGUGCCAUCAUGCUCCUGGAGGACAGUUCACCACGCCAGGCUCUUGCUGACUUCCUCCUGGCCAGGAAGCUUGCCAUCCAGCAGCUUCUCAACCAGCCACACCACGGUGCAGGUAUAAAAGCUCAGGUGUGUUCACUGAUAGAGCUGCUGACCACCACCCUGUACCAGGCUCAUGCUCUCUUCUACACCAUGCCUGAAGGGAUGCCACCAGAUCCAGCCCUGCCCUGUGGCUUGCUCUUCUCCACUUUGGAGACCACCACAGGCCAGCACCCAGCAGGCAGAGGUGGGGUUCUGGAGGAGGAGGUGAAGCUGAGCAGCUGGUUCAAAUACCUCCCAGAGUCCGUGGUGCAGUUCCAGCCAGCCCUGCGGACUCUGGCACACCCCAUCAGCCAGGACUACCUCAGAGACACUCUGCAGAAGUGGAUUGCCAUGUGCAGUGAUGACAUCAGGGCUGGGGUCAGCAAUCUGCUCAUCUAUGUGAAGAGCAUGAAAGGCCUGGCAGGGAUUCGUGACGCGGUGUGGGAGCUGCUGUCGAGCGACUCCAUGAGCCAGAACUGGGCUGCUGUGUGCCAACGCCUCUUGGACAAGCCUGCUUCCUUCUGGGAGGACCUGCUGCAGCAGCUCUUCCUGGACAGGCUAGAGACUCUGACCAAAGAAGGCUUUGAAUCCAUCUCAAGUGGCUCCAAACAGCUUCUCACCUUAGCCUUGCAGGAGCUUGAGGUCAAAUCCAACACCUCUGCCCUGAGCAAGCACAUCCAGUUUGAGCACAACGUGGCCCUGUUCUUGUGGUCGGAGAGCUCCAGCGACCUCCCUCCCAACGCCGCUUGGGUCAACGUGGCAAACCGCGGGCAGCUGGCCAGGAGCGGCCUGUCCAUGAAGGCCCAGGCGUUCACACCCUGUGUGCAGAGCUUCUGCUCGGCUCUGGACUCAAAGCUGAAGGCCAGGCUGGAUGAUCUCCUGUCCUACCUUCCCGCAGGCUGCUCUGCCACCAAGGAGACCACUGCUGUGGCGCAGGCGCGCUCUGCCUUCGACCGCUUCGCUGAUGCUGGCACCGUGGAGGGGCUGCUCCGCGACCACUGCAUCGCCUGCAUCCACCACCUCCUGGGUUGUGUGCACGAGGAGCUCCAGAGUGCCAAGAGCCUUCUGGGGGGGCAGGGAGAUGCUGCCAGUGAUGCCAGGCUCAAUGCUGUCCUCUUCAUGGCGAGACUCUGCCAGUCACUGACCGAGCUGUGCCCUCACCUGAAGCAGUGUAUCCUGGGCCAGUCAGGCAGCGUGGAGCCAGCGCGGAAGGAAACUCGCUCCACCAAGAAGCUGGGGAAGGGGAAAGCCCAGGAGGUGACCCCUGUGCAGGCCAAGUGGCAGGAGGUGAAGGCAGAGCUCCAGCAGCGGAGCCUGUUUGCUUACCAGAUCUGGAGCUCAGCUGUUACCAAAGGUCUGGUUCAGUGCUUUGCCCACACUUUGCUGCUCGACACAGCUGGCUCUGUCUUGGCCACAGCCACCAAUUGGGAUGAAAUUGAAAUCCAGGAGGAGACAGAAUCUGGAAGCAGUGUAACCUCAAAGAUCCGGCUGCCUGUGCAGCCUUCCUGGUAUGUCCAGUGCCUCCUCUUCAGCCUGUGCCAAGAGGUGAACAGGGUCGGUGGUCACACUCUUCCCAAGGUCACCUUGCAGGAGCUGCUGAGAGCCUGCAUGGCAGAAGUGCUCACUGCCUAUGAAAAGCUUGUGGAAGAGAAGCAGGAGAAGAGAGCAGGCACCUUCCCCAUGACCCAGAACAGAGCUCUGCAGUUGCUCUACGAUCUGCAGUACCUCAGCAUCAUCCUGACAGCCAAGAGCGAGGAUGCCAAGAGCAGCAGGAUGAAGCACGACGCCAGGAUUGAGAAGGUGACAGACUUCCUGGAGGGCCACAUUGACCCAUUUGACUUGGAUGUUUUCACUCCACACUUGAACAGCAACCUCAACCGCCUGGUCCAGCGGACCUCUGUUCUCUUUGGCUUGCUGACGGGGACGGAGAAUCAGUACACGAGCCGGAGCAGUGCUCCGAGCUCCCAGGAGCUCCACAACAUCUUGCCAUUAGCCUCCAGCCAGAUCAGAUUUGGACUUCUGCCACUGAGCAUGUCGAGUUCACGGAAGAGCAAGUCUGCUACCAGGAGCACAGAAAGAGUUCAGGUUCCACCUCCUGCACUCACAAGAGCAGAAGAGGAGGCAGCACGCCCUGGCUCUCUGUUCAGGCAGCUUGUCACAGAGGAGGAAAACAUAGCCACACCUUCCCUCUUCAAGCUGGGAUGGCUUUCGGGCAUGACCAAGUGA
Molecule: messenger RNA, 2880 nt
Organism: Indicator indicator
Lineage: Eukaryota; Metazoa; Chordata; Aves; Piciformes; Indicatoridae
Gene: COG1
Product: component of oligomeric golgi complex 1
Biological process (GO): intra-Golgi vesicle-mediated transport
Cellular component (GO): COG complex; Golgi apparatus
Source: RefSeq, a predicted model, not a curated record